Musa acuminata AAA Group (dessert banana) is the source of this 1951-nucleotide messenger RNA. Its product is annotated as glycosyltransferase family 92 protein At1g27200-like. NCBI's taxonomy places the organism in Eukaryota, Viridiplantae, Streptophyta, Magnoliopsida, Zingiberales, Musaceae. The transcript has a single exon. Gene Ontology annotation, cellular component: cytoplasm. Bases 45 to 1703 code for a protein of 552 amino acids. Gene Ontology annotation, molecular function: glycosyltransferase activity. The record is from RefSeq and is a predicted model, not a curated record.
UCUUUCUUCCUCGUCCACUAAUCGUUUUCCCUGAUCGCGAGACGAUGCGACGGAGGGUGACGACGUCGGUCCUUUCCAUCGCCAUCUUCUUCCUCCUCGCCGCCUCCUUCUCCUUGCAUGUCUUCCGUCACCUCCUCCCCUCAGGCAACGCCAUCAACUCCAGGACCCUGAACCAGCCCGUCGACCGCCUGCGCAAUUAUGCGGUCGGCGAGGCCGCGGUAUCGGUCCUCCGUGUAUUACGCUCCCCCCCGCGCCACCGCCCACCGCCCACGGAGUCCGUCCUCCUCCUCGACUGGGACGUGCUCCUCCUUCCCUCUCCUAAUACUUCCACCGCCGCGAGCGGCAGGCCGCUCUCUUGCCUUUUCCAUACCGGCGCCACCUCCCUUGCCCGCCCCGCCGGCCCGGUCGCCUUCCUCUGCUCCCUCCCCAACAGCCUCCGACGCUUCCGGCCCUUCUACACCCCACGCCUCUCCGAGGCCUCUUCCAACGCUUCUGGGUGGGUGGGCCAGGAGGAUCCCCCCCGGGAGAUGUUGCGGUCCACGCAGCUCGCCUACGAGUCGGUCUCCACCGCUGACGACGUCAUCGUCUUCGUGAAGGGCGUCAAUCGUCGACGGGAUCGCGACCUCCCCGCCUCCAGCCUUCGCUGCGUCUUCUCCCCCGCCUCCGGCGGCGCCGCGGUCGCCACGACCUCGGUCACUUCCUCGGCCCAGGAGGCGUUCCGCUGCGCUCACCCGCCCGCCGCCGAGGUGUCAAGCAUCGGUCCCUUCAGGGUCUCCAUCUCGACCGGGCCGGAGGCGGCGCCUAUCCCUACGCUCGCCAAUUACCACCGGCCAGGUGGCCCUGCGAGCGGGGGCCGCUUGUCGAUCUGCGCCUGCACGAUGGUGUUCAACGCCGCCAAGUUCCUCCCGGAGUGGGUGGUGUACCACGCCGCCAUCGGCGUGGAGCGCUUCUUCCUGUACGACAACGGGAGCGAGGACGAGCUGGAGUCGGUGGUGAGUCGACUCGGCUCGCAGGGUUUCGACGUGACGACCCGGUUCUGGCCUUGGCCGAAGACCCAGGAGGCCGGCUUCUCCCACUGCGCCGUGGUGAACCGCGACGAGUGUGAGUGGAUGGCAUUCAUCGACGUGGACGAAUUCGUGUACUCCACGGACUGGGACGACUCGGACCAACCCAACCGGUCCAUGAUGGGCUCGCUCGUAGCGGUCGGGCCGGAGGUGGGCCAGAUUUCCAUAAAAUGCCUGGAUUUCGGGCCCUCAGGGCACAGGGCCCACCCUCCAGGCGGCGUCACCCAGGGGUACACCUGCCGUCGGCGGAACGAGGAGCGGCACAAGUCGCUGCUCCGCCUCGACGCGGCGGCCGUCUCGCUGGUGAACUCGGUCCACCAUUUCGAGUUGCGGGAGGGGUUCGAGACCAAGCAGGUCGAGGUGGGGGAGGCGAGGCUGAACCACUACAAAUACCAAGCAUGGAAGGAGUUCAAGGCCAAGUUCCGGCGGCGCGUGUCGGCGUACGUGGUGGAUUGGAAGGAACCGAUGAACCUGGCGUCGAAGGAUCGGCCGCCCGGUCUGGGGUCCGACCCGAUCGAGCCGAAGGGUUGGACCGACAUGUUCUGCGAGGUGAACGACACCCGGCUCAGGGACGCAACGCGGAGGUGGUUCACCGAGGUGAAGCUCGAUGGGGCAGAGAGAAUGGCUUGGGAUAGCUAGCAAAUCUCACCUCUACUUCCCUCGUUGGCGUCGAACACAGUACUAGCAUACGAACAGAGAAGGCGAUACUGGAAAGAAGACAACGAAUUCUUUUAUACUCAUUAAUUUAUUGUAAUUUGUGUGCCCAGUCAUAUACGGAGAACAUACUACUGUUAGAACCUUCGGGGCUGUAUUGUUUAUUUCUAUGCCAGAAGAGCAAUUUUGACUUGGUCAAAGUGAGACAUUGCAGAAUCGAACUGCUUUUAUUA